This is a messenger RNA of Sebastes umbrosus (honeycomb rockfish), 3036 nucleotides long. RefSeq lists its product as uncharacterized. The coding region runs from base 267 to 2531 and encodes 754 amino acids. Lineage: Eukaryota; Metazoa; Chordata; Actinopteri; Perciformes; Sebastidae. The transcript has 11 exons. Gene Ontology annotation, molecular function: DNA binding; transcription coregulator activity. Gene Ontology annotation, biological process: positive regulation of transcription by RNA polymerase II. The record is from RefSeq and is a predicted model, not a curated record. Gene Ontology annotation, cellular component: mediator complex.
CCUGGUUUCCGGCGGUGUUUAGCUGAACCUCUGUAGACGUCUUCAGAUCCGUUGGACUUUAAUGAAACACUUUAAACACAUGUAGCUGUGAUAGUUAGCUCUGAUAGCAGCUCUGGGUUAUAUCUACAGAUACAUAGGGGUUUUAUUUUAAUCAUUUACAAGUUUAUAAACCAUUAUCUCGCGUUUUAUUGUGUGUUUAACGUCGCUUUAGCAUCGCUGUAGCUAACGUUAGCUGCGAGAACCCGCUGAGGACGAAGGUUGACAAAAUGUCGAGACCACGGUCCGGAUCACCACGUUACAGGAGGUUCCCAUGGGAUGAACCCGACUUUGAUCCUCAUAAAGUCGUUGCAGAACUGGAGGGGAAUCCGUCGGACCGGAGCCACCGCCCUCGAGAAGAUCCGGAGGAGCACUGGGACUACUUCAGGGAAGACGUGCACCCUGAAGCCCAGAGAAGAUCCCCUCCUUUCCCAGAUGACCGUCAGUUUGGGCAUCAACGUCAUCCAAACCAGGAGGAGUUUCACCGCCGGAGGCCAUCGCCCCGUCGUGAUGUGAUGGGCUUUGAUGAUAACCGGAGGCUUUCCCCACUGCGUGAUGGAGAAGGAGGAGGAGGAGGAGUAGGAGAUAGACGCAGAGGAGGGUUUAGAGAUAUCUUCCAGCGUUUUGAAAACAGGGAGCGGGAGCGGUUGCUCCAGUCGCCUCCGAGGUUGACGAGGGAAAGAUUGCCGCCGACACCAAGGUCUCACUCAGACCACCAACAGAGUGAGCCGGGGAUCGGCUGGAGGAGAGAGGAGCAGGGCAGAGGUCGAGGGAUGUUCAGGGACCCCAGUCCCAAUGCGAGGUUGGAUGACCAAAGAGGGGCAGCAGGUAGGGAAAGAGGAAGAAGGAACAUGCAAGGUCCUAAUAGAGGCAGACGAAGAGAGUAUUCACAUCAAGAGAGGAACCCCCCCUUUAAAAGGCAAAGAAGAGAAACGGAUGACGACGCUCACCUUGGGUACAGGAAUGAGGAGGACUUUGGGGAACAGCGUUACUCGGUGGACACACCCAGAGAUAGGUUUGGAGGAGACGCUCAGGGGAGCCUCCCCCGUGGAGACAUUCGGCACUCGGGACCACUCGUCAUUGAACACGAUCACGGCAACGCAGAAAGCAGACAAUCGUCACGGUGGGAAAAAUUUGGCGAUCGCGAGAGAGAUCUUGACCCCGACUUUGAGCGACAGAGGAGUCCCCGUCCAACGGGCUCCUCUCAGGAGCGUUUCAGGACGUCGGACAGCAGGUUGGAUGAUCGGGAAGACGCAAGGGGACGCCAAUUUCAAGAUAACUGGAGAGACUCCAACUAUCACGAAACUAGGAGGAACCCUGCGCCACAAGAUAGACCAAACCCCGUGAGAUAUGGUAAUCGAAAUGGUCCCGUGAACCACAGGGGGAGGGGCGGUUCUCACCCAGCGAGAGGGCAGUUCAGUCGGGGACAAGGUGGAAGGACUGGACCGCCCAGGAAUCAACCACGCAUACAGCAGCCCUCCCAAGGGUACCAAGAUCUUCCUCAUGAAGAGCAAAGACCGGGGAACCGGCCCUUCAGGGAAGAUAGCUACGAGGACCCCAUCGAAGGGGAGUCUGACUGGGCAGAAGAAGACAGACUUCAACAGUUUGAACCCCGCAGGUCUAAUAGUCUGGACCGGCACCCACAGAGGAAUGACCUGAACCCUAAAAUGCCCCGUCAGAGGGAGCGAGGAUGGAGCAAUCAGAAGAACGACAACAUGACCGUUGUAUCGGAGGAAACGCUAACCAUCAAAGUCGACAUGAGCCGACCCGUAAACAAGAACAGCUCGCUGUGUUACUCCUCAGACAGGCAGCUCUCGUUAGACCUGGUCAACGUGGGCCGCCAGCGUCUGGACUUCCUGCCCAUGCUGGAGCACUCCGGGACGUACCGGGAGAGCGCCAUGCACACUGGGACGUUUGCCCAGGAGAUCAUCACACUGGUGCACCAGGUCAAAGAGCAGUAUUUCCGAGAUGACGGGGUCACCCUGAACGAGCGAUUCUCGGCGCCACAAAAAGGCGGCUACGUUGAAGACGAGACGGAGGAGCUGACGUUGGACGAGAGGUUCAGUUCAAACCGAGGCUUCAGCUUAAAUAUGAACUCUGAGCUGCUUGACGACGACGAGCCUCUGUUCUCCAGACUGGGACCUUUGCAGCCGGUUCGAGGCCCGGGGGACCUGAGGCACGACCUGGAGAGGAGGAGACAGGAGAGGCUGGAGGGGGUGAAAGUCACGAUAGCGGGGAACAGUAUGUCACAGCGCCCCCUGGGUCCAGUCAGCGAGUCGGGUUUAGAGUACAGCGACCAGGAGGAGAUGUCUCAGAUGGAGGACGAAGGAUUCUCCAACUGGCCGGAGGAGCAGAGCAGGAGACGAGAAGGCAACAUGGGACCAAGGAGAGGAGCUCCGUACGCCUCCCAACGCAGGAACACUCGCCCCGUCAACCGGCUCGGACCAAUUAGGCGACCAAACUACCGCAACAACCCUGCAGGUCCUAACUGGUGAUCGGGACACUGGGACGGUAUCCCCGUUUGGAUGCUGACUUUUAAACCAGCCAAUUAAAAGGAUUUUCGUCUUCGUCUUGGGCCGAAUUGAUUUCGAACCGUUGUACCAGACUGUGAAGAAGUCUCUGCUCAGACUGUCCUUCCUUCUUUGUUUGUUUGUGUCUUUCUGUUGUUGAUGUCUUUAUCCAAACGGACGCUGUUUGAAGGAUAAUUUGACGCAGCUGAAUCGUUGGAGAUCUCGCUGGAGCAGAAUUAAUAAAAAUACACAACGCUACGGGACUUUAAAAUGACCGUGAUUGUUCAUUCAUUCCUUUUUUCCCCUGCGGUCAGGUGAUCAACGCAUCCUCCUGCCUCGUUAUCAGAGAAGUCAUCGAUGAUCUUUAGCUGCUUCUUGAUGAUGUAGUUCUGUUAUUUUUCUUCUUCUAGUCCCCGUAACGUGACACCAGCUCUGACUGUCUGUGACGUGCGACAGUGUUGCUGAAUAAAUACGACAUUUGUCAUUUUGA